Penicillium cinerascens is the source of this 1956-nucleotide messenger RNA. RefSeq lists its product as uncharacterized. Lineage: Eukaryota; Fungi; Ascomycota; Eurotiomycetes; Eurotiales; Aspergillaceae. Bases 1 to 1956 code for a protein of 651 amino acids. The transcript has a single exon. The record is from RefSeq and is a predicted model, not a curated record.
AUGGGGACUCCGUCUGGUCAACUACUUUUGGGUCUCAGGCGACGAGCCUUGGGCGGCUCAGGUUUGCGAGCGAUGACCCGCAACUACUCGUCUCUCAAUUCCAAUAUCCGCAUCGAUGCCCGGUCUCAUGAGCCGACCUCCGCAGAGCUACUCCGCUUCGCCCUCACGUCCUCCAAAAACUCCGCCGGCACAAUUGAACCUGAUCGGAGCUUGCGCAAACAAGUAACUGAGCUUCUCGACUCGGAGUGGAAAUCAAAUAGUCCACCUCCGGCAUUGUGGUUUGCUCUCAAGGGUGUUAAUCCAAUGUUUGACUCAGAAGAGAGACGUCGUCUCCAAUCAGUGGCUGAUCUGACUUCACUGAGAAAUGUCAUCGAGCGAUUGGUCGUGGAUGACGGAGGAGCCGACCGCUUGCAGCAGAAGGAAUGCAACACACUGGGAAAGGCACUGGAACGUUGUCAACGAGAUGCCACCUAUACAGAAAUACUUUCAACCCUGAGCGACAUUACCGCGAGGCUCCAACGUCUCAAGCUGAAUACUAAGCCCCAGAUACUUGAGCUUGGCAUGUACUAUGCGGCUUUGAAUCUAUCAGGUCCCGCUCUUCGGCAGUUCUUGCAACGCUAUGAUCAACUGGCCGGUCCCAGACAGACUUCGUGGCUUAGUGCGAACCGAAUCUUGCAGGCGGUUCUUCAGGAAAUUAACUCUGCUCUCUUUGAAAACCCGAACCAUAACACGGGAGCUUUUCUUGCCGAGAUUACCGGCGAAGGAGAACCCAAACCACAAGUCCGGUCCCGAUUGGCCAAUUGCUUACUUGGAAACCCGGCAAAAGAGCACCAGAAUUGGGCUUUAUACCUCUCCUUGCUAUCAAAGUUACAAAGUGUGAAGAAACUAGACUCCAGAUGGAAGAAGUUUAUUAAAGCCUUUGAUCCGGAGAAUCUGCCGGUCUGCCACUACGCUUACAGUGUUAUCUUGUCUCUGAUACAAGCCGGACGGUCAGAAAAGGCUGCGAAGUUCCUGGAGGAUAUCUCAAUUCGCAGUGGUGAUACUUUACCCUACAUUGGAGACUUCCAAAACAUACAUGCUCUACUUGACGAUCCUGUUGUUGGCGAGGCCUUGCCUGACUUGGUCCAAGGCGAUCACUAUGAAAAGCUGCUCGAAGUCCGCAUGGAGGACAUGGAACGGAGAUUAGGUAUUCGAUGGCAAGGUGGCCAAAAAUCAACGGAUCAGAAAAGUCAUUUUGGCACUGCGCCGGGCGCGUCAUGGUCGGUCUUCCAGGAUCAACCGUUGUUCACCAUCGAUGGUGACUGCGCUGGAUAUGAUGACCCAGCACGAGUUUACCCCAGUCUUCAAGCCCACGGUUGUUCCAAGUCAGAAAGUGAUUUGAGUCUACUGAUGGACAUGCUGAUUGAGCAGACGGGCAAUGAGCAAGAGAUAGUCGCUCAUCUCAACUUCGACUCGGACCGGCCGAACUCGAUUCACCUGGAUUUCCCAACCCUUCAAUGGCGGUGGUGCAUCGAACACUCCCCAAUAGAGUUUUCAGACUCUCUACUUGCAGCCGCUACUGAGGGGUCGAGGAAUCGGUCGCCCGCAUCUCUCGGGCUUAUCAGGGCUAGAAGCAUCAUGAAUGGCGUGCCGCAAAUGGGGUCAAGAGCCUUGCACCUCAUGCAACUGGGAUCUUUGGAUCUGCGGCAUGGACCAGAUGAAACAUGGCAGCCCUCGGGAUACAUCGUGACAUGGGACCGCCAGUAUGGGGGAAUGGUUGCCCUCUUCGUUGGGAAGAACCAUGGUGUCGUCGAUCCGGGAGCAGCACCGUCAAAUGCCCCAUUUGGAACAUUGAUGCACAUCAAACCCUCAGACAUGCCAAAUACUUUGCCUCUGCCCACCAGUCGCGUUCUCCGGGAUCCAAUGGGCCCAUACUAUGUGGAUGUUGAUCCGAGCGUGGACCUAGGCUUUCAAUAG